Lactuca sativa (garden lettuce) is the source of this 846-nucleotide messenger RNA. RefSeq names its product putative receptor-like protein kinase At5g38990. Gene Ontology annotation, biological process: protein autophosphorylation. Gene Ontology annotation, molecular function: transmembrane receptor protein tyrosine kinase activity; ATP binding. Gene Ontology annotation, cellular component: plasmodesma; plasma membrane. NCBI's taxonomy places the organism in Eukaryota, Viridiplantae, Streptophyta, Magnoliopsida, Asterales, Asteraceae. The record is from RefSeq and is a predicted model, not a curated record.
AUGAAGAUUUUAACUGCAAUUCAGACAAGGCAUCCGUAUUCUUUUGGUGACCAAAAUGUCCUCCCACUAGUCAUGGAUUUCUGCUUAAAUAAAAUGACAAAUCCUGAACAAGAGAUAAUCUCAUUUGAUUGGUUUCUUAUUCACUGCAUGUCAAUGGCAAAAAUUGUUCUUGAAUGCAAAGAAUACAAACCAAUCAUGACUGGAUGUGUGGUAAACGAGAAAGUAGUAACCCUUGAGCAAAGAAAGAAAAACAUUUCUGGAGCUGUUGCAGGGAUAUAUACCGAGGGGACCAAAAUAUCACUACAUGAUAUAAAAUUGGCUACCAACAACUUUUCUAAAGACAGAUGCAUUGGGGAAGGAGGAUUUGCAAAGGUUUACAUAGGAGAACUAGUACAUUCGGAGGGAUAUAUCAUGACCGUUGCUGUAAAACGUUUAAAUCUCACAAAUGAGGUAGGAAACCGUGGGUUUAAGAACGAGCGUAACCUUUCCCGAUACAGGAAUGGUAAUAUUGUCAACCUCUUAGGAUAUUAUAAUGAUGACAAUGAGGAGAUACUUGUGUACGAGUACGUAGCAAAGAGAAGUCUCGACUUUUAUAUAAACAACAACGAUUUAAGAUGGGUUCAACGCCCUAAGAUAUGUAUUGGGGCAGCUAGCGGACUAGUGUACCUUCAUAAUCCUGAAGCUUACCAUGAAAGUGUAUGGCACCUUGAUAUUAAAAGUGGCAACAUACUUUUAGAUGAAAACUGGAAUGCCAAGGUCACAGAUUUUGGUUUAUCCAAGUUUAUUGUUGCUAACCAGGAAAGCACAUCUCCUAUAUAUGUUGUUGUUGGGACUCGUGUAUUGUGA